Messenger RNA from Haliotis rubra (blacklip abalone), 861 nucleotides. Its product is annotated as collagen alpha-1(XII) chain-like. The transcript is spliced from 3 exons. Bases 1 to 861 code for a protein of 286 amino acids. The record is from RefSeq and is a predicted model, not a curated record. Lineage: Eukaryota; Metazoa; Mollusca; Gastropoda; Lepetellida; Haliotidae.
AUGGAUCUCAGGUCUCCAAGUAACACGGUGCCCCAUAGUUACAACGAUACAAUUGCUCCGGGCUGGUAUGAAGCACCCCAAGGAUGGACCAUGGCUGCUAGUGAUCCAAAUUUUGCAUGUGGAACAGAAUUUUCUUUAUAUACCCAAGCGACAGACGGAGAUCUCAUGCUUAUCUGCGAGUCAUUCUUCCCUGGUGCAUGUUUUUCACCAUCCAUCGUGCAAACAGUGACCUGUGAAAGAAACAAGACGCUUUAUGGACUUUUCCACUUGAAUGGUCUCGUCACUUACUGCUUCGAAUGCACACCAUACCCCUUGGAUCUUCUCAUCAUAGAGGACGUAUCUACUUCAGUAAUUAAGCAGGAUUUUUUGAAGAUGAAGAAAUUUGGUAUGGAAGUUGUCAGCGGCCUUGACAUAAGUCCUCAAGGUACAAAUGUCGCCUUUAUGUCAGUAUCGAAAAAGGCUCAAAUUGGCUUCCACUUGAAUGCAUACACAAACGAAUCUGACGUGUUAACAGCUAUGGCUGCACAACAUGGCAUUGGUGGACGCACGGUCCUAGGUGAUGGUGUUAAGCUGGCAGCAUCUGAUGUCUUCAACCCCUCCAAUGGUGAUCGUCCAGAUGCAAAAAACGUUGUUUUGAUGUUCACCGAUGGAAGAGCCAAUGGCGGGCCGAGUAUCCACAAGACAUUCAGGCUUUUGACCUCACAGGCUGACGUAUUUGUAGUGACAGUGACAUCGCAAGUGGAUCAGGUUGCAGUAAGGCGGCUCUCUUCGGGCUAUAAUCACUACAGGAGCAUCGACGACAAAGACGCCCUGACUUGGGCCAAAGAUGCCGUCACUCCAUGCAAACGGUACAAAAUCUAA